Messenger RNA from Puma concolor (puma), 1575 nucleotides. RefSeq names its product cell division cycle 25A (gene CDC25A). The record is from RefSeq and is a predicted model, not a curated record. NCBI's taxonomy places the organism in Eukaryota, Metazoa, Chordata, Mammalia, Carnivora, Felidae. Gene Ontology annotation, biological process: positive regulation of G2/MI transition of meiotic cell cycle; G2/M transition of mitotic cell cycle; protein dephosphorylation. Gene Ontology annotation, molecular function: protein tyrosine phosphatase activity. Gene Ontology annotation, cellular component: nucleus; cytoplasm.
AUGGAACUGGGCCCGGAGCCCCCGCACCGCCGUCGCCUGCUCUUCGCCUGCAGUCCCCCUCCCACGCCGCAGCCAGUCGUGAAAGCGCUGUUCGGCGCGCCAGCCUGCGGCGGCCUGUCGCCUGUCACCAACUUGACGGUCACCAUGGACCAGCUGCAGGGGCUGGGCAGUGAGUGUGAACAGCCGCUGGAGGUGAGAAACGGCAGUCUGCAGAGAAUGGGCUCCUCUGAGUCAACCGAUUCAGGCUUCUGUCUGGAUUCUCCUGGGCCCUUGGACAGUAAAGAAAACCUUGGAAAUCCCAUGAGGAGAAUAAAUUCCCUACCUCAGAAGCUCUUGGGAUGUAGCCCAGCCCUGAAGAGGAGUCAUUCUGAUUCUCUUGACCAUGAUGUCUUUCAGCUGAUGGACCAGGAUGAGAACAAGGAAAACGAAGCCUUUGAGUUUAAGAAGCCAAUAAGACCGGCAUCUCGUGGCUGCCUGCACUCUCAUGGACUUGAGGAGGGUAAAGAUAUCUUCACACAGAGGCAGAACUCUGCCCCAGCUCGGAUGCUUUCCUCGAACGAAAGAGAGAGCAGCGAGCCAGGGAAUUUCAUUCCUCUUUUUAUGCCCCAGUCCCCUGUGACUGCCACUUUGUCUGAUGAGGAUGAUGGCUUCAUGGACCUUCUUGAAGGAGAGAACCUGAAGAAUGAUGAAGAGACCCCAUCAUGCAUGGCAAGCCUCUGGACUGCUCCCCUUGUCAUGAGAAGAACUACAAACCUUGGCAAUCGAUGCAAGCUGUUUGACUCUUCUUCCACAUGUAGCUCUGUCACCCGGUCGGUGUUAAAAAGACCAGAACGAUCUCAAGAGGAGUACCCAUCUGGAAAUACAAAGCGGAGAAAGAGCAUGGCUGCGGCCAGUCCUGAAGAAGCAGCUAGUCCAGAGAAGCCCCAGGAGAUUCUACAUCAGUCUUUAUCCCUGGCAUCUUCCCCAAAAGGGACCAUUGAGAACAUUUUGGAUAAUGACCCAAGGGACCUUAUAGGAGACUUCUCCAAGGGUUAUCUCUUUCAUACGGUUGCUGGGAAGCAUCAGGAUUUAAAAUACAUCUCUCCAGAAAUUAUGGCAUCUGUUUUGAAUGGCAAGUUUGCCAACCUCAUUAAAGAAUUUGUUAUCAUUGACUGCCGGUAUCCGUAUGAAUAUGAGGGAGGCCACAUCAAGGGUGCAGUAAACUUGCACAUGGAAGAGGAGGUAGAAGACUUCUUGCUCAAGAAGCCCAUUGUUCCUACUGACGGCAAGCGUGUCAUUGUCGUGUUCCACUGCGAGUUCUCUUCCGAGCGAGGCCCUCGCAUGUGCCGGUACGUGAGGGAGAGAGAUCGGCUUGGUAACGAGUACCCCAAACUCCACUACCCUGAGCUGUAUGUCCUGAAGGGCGGGUACAAGGAGUUCUUCCUGAAAUGCCAGUCUCACUGUGAGCCCCCCAGCUACCGGCCCAUGCACCAUGAGGACUUCAAAGAAGACCUGAAGAAGUUCCGCACCAAGAGCCGGACCUGGGCGGGGGAAAAGAGCAAACGGGAGAUGUACAGCCGUCUGAAGAAGCUGUGA